Cladophialophora immunda is the source of this 2765-nucleotide messenger RNA. RefSeq lists its product as uncharacterized. The coding region runs from base 128 to 2515 and encodes 795 amino acids. Gene Ontology annotation, biological process: regulation of DNA-templated transcription; DNA-templated transcription. The record is from RefSeq and is a predicted model, not a curated record. Gene Ontology annotation, molecular function: zinc ion binding; DNA binding; DNA-binding transcription factor activity, RNA polymerase II-specific. Lineage: Eukaryota; Fungi; Ascomycota; Eurotiomycetes; Chaetothyriales; Herpotrichiellaceae. The transcript has 4 exons.
CGGGUUCGGAGAGUGGCGGGCAUGUCUCGACACAACGAGAGAACUCGGGUCUGAGUAGAGUAUAAGGAAAGAAAGCCCUUUCUCGGAUUUCCUGCGAUGCCUGGUCAUUGUCGAUGCGACUGAGACGAUGAACGAGUCUUUGCCCGUCUUCGAAUCGACGUCUAUCGCCCCCUCGGGACCAUUUACGAUCGCCCAUGAGCUGGACCGACCGCAACAUCCAAGGCCUUCGUCGUCGCAGUAUUUUGGCACAGGACUAUUCACACCAGGACCACCCACGAUGCCGGUGGUCUAUGCUCCUCACGAGAUGGACUUUCCCCCUCCGAAUGAAGGAGUGUCUCGCAUGGGGGACAAUUUAAGACCGGGUAGUGGAGCGGCGAGCAGUCCCUCUCCCGGUCAGAUUUCGGCCAUGAUGAUGCACAAUCCGAAAAGAGCGUACAGACAAAGGAGAAAAGACCCGAGCUGCGAUGCGUGCCGUGAGCGCAAGGUCAAGUGUGAUGCGACCGAGACAACGAGUUGUACAGAGUGUUCGAGUCGCAAUGUUCGUUGCCAGUUUACCAAGGACACGAACCGGCGCAUGUCCUCCAUCAAGCUUGUACAGGACCUGGAGCGACAACUACUGGAAGCCCGGCAGCAGCUCGAGCGAUAUCACUCGGUUGAGCGAAAUGCUGAUCUCUCCGCCGACCUUCGCGCCGAAACCGCCGCAUCGGCCUACGCUGAGUUUCCGUCUAUCGGUAAAUCGCCACGGAGGAUGUUGAAAGCAAGAGCACCUCAGGACCUCACAAGUGCCCGGACGCAGUUGAAUGACGUUGGUCGCGGUUUGUUGAAACCUCCAGUCACAGGUGUCCAACCUCGAUCACACACUACACAGACUCGAAUUUCGGACCUACAGGGUCUGCCUUCGCAACCCGUGGCGGAAAAUUUACUACACUACUAUCACGAAUAUAUUCACCGUCUUUUCCCCGUCCUAUACUGGCCCAAGUUUCAGCGGAAUUUUACGGCAGCGACAGAAAGAAGCAACGUGCAGUCACUCCCGACCGACUGGAUUGCGACGUUGUACGCCGUUCUCGCAUGCGGCGCUCUUGCGACACACGACCGUGGCCGGGUCCCAGAGGCGCAGGAGUACCUGACAAGGGCAAUAUCCACCAUCAAUUUCUGGGAAGAUGACGUGUCUACAAACCAGGCCAUCGUCGCGUUUCUCGCUAGCCUUGCGCUGAUAGAGAUGAACCGGAAAUCUGCAAGUUGGAUAUGGCUGGGCUCCGCAAUCCGCAUUGUCCAGGAUCUAGGCUUGCACGUACAAGGGGGUCAAUGGUCACCGAUUGAGGGCGAAAUGCGCAAGCGCAUAUGGUACUCAUUCUAUGUCUGGGAUCGCGUGCUUGCUCUCGAACUUGGAAAGCCGAUGCUCAUCAACGACGAUGAGUGCGACACCGAGUACCCCGAAGUCCUCGACGAAGAACGCCUGAUGUCCGACCAUAUGCACACUCCCCUCGCUCCCAAAUUACUGCUGGCCCACGUUCACGUAGCACGGCUGAUGGCGCCGCUGGCAAAGACUUUUCGGUCUCUCUGCAUCACCAGUGAGGCGCUGGCCAAGUUCGAGGGUCACCUUGGUGAAUGUCUGAUUUUGUUUCCCCGGCCCCUACAACUCUCUGCCACGACUCCUCUGGAUCCAUGUAUCAUGGGUCCGCUUAUCUCUUUCCAGAAUACACGAAUAAUGCUUCAUCGCCAUAAUUUGUCCCCAUCAUGCUCUUCAGAGCAACGAGCUCAAGCCAUUGAGCAGUGCCUUCAUGCUUCUCGCGACACCGCAAACAUGCUCUCCAGGUGCAUGAUCCCCCAUAUCCAAUCCCAUGAGUGGGAGCAGCGGUUUGUUCUCUCUGCGACCACGAUGCUAUGUACCCAUUUGUGGCGGUGCAUGCUCUUCUUGUUGUUUCGCCAAGUUUACGACAGCUUUUUCCUCAUCCUGAGAGCAGCUGCCACCAUCAACGAUGCGCGAAGCAUCAAUAUAUGCUGCGGGAGACACUUGUCGUUCUUUGUGCGAUGUCUGAUCGAGAGACUCGAGCAGCCGAGCAACAUCGACAUCGACCACGACGAGGAGUUGCUCGUCUACCUGUCUGCGGAUCUUCAGGCCAGUACGAACAGCUGGGUAUGGGGCAACGCCGAGACGGGCACUCAUCUCAGCCGCCGUCAAAAACACGGCCGACCCAGGCACCAAUUCAUCGAACAUGACCCACACUCGUCGGGCGCUCAGUCGCCGUCGUGGGACAACAUGUUGUCCGAGGAAGAGCAACACGACUGGGGCGGCUGGCAGCACAUUGAGCAGUCAGCCAGAUACCUCCAACAGCUUUCGGAGCGACUGCACUAUCAACAAAAGCCACUCCACGGCUCUCUACCCAUAUCACCACUCCCCAACGGCCCAGCAGGCCCGGGACCCUCAGGCCCGACAUUGCCGCCGAUCAGCCCGCCGACCGAAACGACCCCAGAUCCGAACCGAGCACGAAUGACCAUUGCCAACAUCAUAUAGUCGACAGGCUACGUAGGCUACGCGACCAACGCGGCGCCAGCAGUGACAUUGGGUUUGGAAAGAUGAUGAAUUUGACGUUAAACGCACACACUCACACACCCAUACACAAUAUGACAAUGUGCCUCUGUCCAGUUAGAUUGUUUGUACGGAGUACAUCUUUGUACAUGUCGUUUAUUUUUUUUUUUUUGGAUUACUAUCAAAGAUACCCAGCAAUCAUUUGCAAUAUACCGCUAUAAAAAACAAAAGCCAG